Colletotrichum navitas is the source of this 925-nucleotide messenger RNA. RefSeq lists its product as uncharacterized. NCBI's taxonomy places the organism in Eukaryota, Fungi, Ascomycota, Sordariomycetes, Glomerellales, Glomerellaceae. The coding region runs from base 257 to 724 and encodes 155 amino acids. The record is from RefSeq and is a predicted model, not a curated record. The transcript has a single exon.
UGCUCCUGCCUGUGUCAAAUAGCCUGAUAGCCUCUUUCCGUUCUGUUCGAUCUUCCAUGCUGUGGAUCCCUACGCACUGAAUUGAUAUCUUCAAUGUGUGUUUAUAUGUGUAUGUGUGUGUGAAGCCUGGUCAACCUGCAGCAUAUGGGUAUCCGAAAUGAGAAGAGGUGCUGGCCUAGGCAGGCAUGUAGAUAGGCGAAUGCAAUUCGUUUCUAUGCUGGCCUUACCAACGUCGUCAUCGUGCACAGAUAGAUAGAUGCACGGCUAUCGGCACUGCCUUGUUCGCUGUCUUGUUCGUCUUGUCGUUCCAUUCCUCCAGUCCCGCUCCUAUGGGCAAAAAGGUUAUUGUUGGUUGGGCCGGAUAUGUCUUGUCUCCUGGCCAUGUUGUUUCCUAUCACCCUUUCAACAUUCUACUCCCUCCCGCCUCUUACCAUGCACACUAUCCUCCCCAACAAUGCCUGACGUUUUGCAUGAUUUAGUCCUCCCACAGCAACACCGGGUGACCGCGCCUUCUCUUGUUCAUUACGAUAUUCUUACUCCAGUAACGAGAAACCACCUGAGUGCGCCGCUUUCCUUCGGCCACACACCCCUCUCCUUGACCACCCAUGUGACUAGAUAUGGCACCGGGAUGGUUUCCCCUACAUGGUUCCCUCGGCCGUCAUCCUUCCCACUCACCCACUUGAGCCGCUUAUACCUGCGCUUAGGGGAACAUACCUGCACUUAGAGGCAUAGUGCCAUUUCUCUGACUCCGACACCACGACUUUGGUUCCAGGCCAUGGUCCGGGCUCGCCUUCAGAUUUUCCUCGUUACUCUUUGCCUGCGGCCAGCCAGACAUUGUUCUUUUUUGCUCGCCUCCGGGCUUUGCUAGACCCUUGCCGCCGCCGCCGCCGCCACCGCCGCAUGUUGGCCAGGUUUCUGCUUCCGU